Panthera uncia (snow leopard) is the source of this 6142-nucleotide messenger RNA. RefSeq names its product PHD finger protein 11-like. Lineage: Eukaryota; Metazoa; Chordata; Mammalia; Carnivora; Felidae. Gene Ontology annotation, molecular function: histone binding; histone deacetylase binding. Bases 475 to 1491 code for a protein of 338 amino acids. Gene Ontology annotation, cellular component: nucleus. The record is from RefSeq and is a predicted model, not a curated record. The transcript is spliced from 10 exons.
CCCCUCCCCCAUUCAUGCUCUGUCUCUCUCUGUCUCAAAAAUAAAUAAACAUUAAAAAAAAAUUAAAAAAAAAAUAAAUUCCUAGUUGUGUUUCUUUCCUUUUUUUUUUUUUUUUUUUUAAGUUUGUUUGUUUUUUUAAGUAAUCUCUGCACCCAACCUGAGUUUCAAACAACCCUGGGAUCAAGAAUUGCAUGGUCUUCUGACUGAGCCAUCCAGGCACCCUCUGGUUGUUUCUUGAACAAAGUUUUCCACGUGUUUAGACAUUUUAAAUGAACAUUAACUAUUGUCCCUCCAUUCAUUAAGCCGUUUAAAAAAAAUACAAAAUAACUUGCUUUUCCACUUGGGUCCCGAUUUUUUUUCUCUCUCUAGUAGUUGAGGACCUCUCAUAAAAACAAGUGCCCUGCCUUCUACUUUUAAGACUGGUGGAAGAGUUAUGGAGACCAAGAAAUUCUACCUUUCCAUUUCUCAUCAAGGAUGUUACUUAUAGGUGUCUUUCAGGUUGCAGAAAAGAUGGAAAAAAGGACAUGUGCACUCUGCCCCAAAGACUCCGAGUAUAGUGUCCUAUACAUUGCAAAAAAAGAGACUAUAGCUGCUCAUGAAAAUUGUUUGCUGUAUUCUUCAGCACUUGUGGAAUGUGAGGACCAUGAUCCAAGUAAUGACGACAGAAGUUUUGAUGUGGAGUCAGUAAAGAAAGAAAUCCAUAGAGGAAGGAGGUUGGCGUGCGCAUUCUGUAAUAAAAGAGGAGCCACCGUGGGAUGUGAUAUAAAAGCCUGUCUCAAGAGUUACCACUUUUUCUGUGCCAAGAAUGCCCACGCAGUUCUACAAACCGAUAGAUCUCGAGGAAUUUAUAAAGUGUUCUGCCAACAACAUGCUGCACUGAAAGACACUCAUGAUGGAAAGUCUCUGUCUGGUAUUUCCCCUUCUCACUACAAGCAGAAGACCAACCGAGGAUAUGUUUCAACUGAUUUUUCAGGACUGAAAAGAAAAAGAGGAAGAAAGAAACGCCUCUCAACAGGCGUUCCUGUACAGCCAUCUGAAACAAUGACACUCAAUAGAUUCAUACAAGAAAUGAAGGAAGAGGACAGCAGACACACAGAUGCAAUUAGAUCAAGUGUGAAAACUGAUUUUCUUAAGAAAUGUAAGAAAGUGGGGCUUCUUGAUGAUUUAUUUGAAGAAAUAUUAGACAAACUUCAUUUGAUUCAAGAAAGACUCAUGGAUGAGACUGCUUCCGAAUCAGACUAUGAAGAAAUUGGGACUUCACUUUUUGACAGUAGAUUGUUUGAAGACACAUUUGUAAAUUUUCAAACAGCAAUAGAGAAUAAAAUUGAUCAAUGUGAAGAAAGGCAGAAGCAACUGAAGGAAGAGAUUGAAGGACUUCAGGACUUAAAAAAAACCUUGCGGUCUCUUCAAGAAGAUAGAGAACUUAGGUCAAGUUCUACUUCAGUAUCUUCCGGGUCUUCUAAGGAUUACUAUUUCCUGGGCCAGGAAUGAGGCUCAGCUGCAAGCAGGCUGCGAACGGAAGAUCUAACCUGUGGAAGCCACACAUCUUUAGACCCACGCCUCUCAGGUCUCUCUGGUCCUCAAACUUCAAUCCUCAUCAACUCUUACCUGUUCCUACAUUUCAUGCCUGACUGGGUAUUUACUGCCUCCCUCUUAUCAUCUCACUUCUGUUCUCCAACAAAAUGUUUCUCAGAUUCUACUUGAGUAAAUUAGAUUAUACCUCCCAUCUUUCCCACCCUCUGCCCUGAAAGUCCGAUGGUGGCUUCAUGCUGGUGCAUUGCCUCCCAUGCUUCCCCCACUCCAGUGAUCUAAGUUGACUUCAAUAACAUACAAGAUGCUCCUGGAAGUAAAGGCUCCCCCCAGGGCCUUUGCUUGUCCUGCUGUGAAGCCUUAACUAUUAACUACUCUGUUUCCUUUCUCUGCCUGUUCUGCCUGCAGAUCUCAUUACACCAGUUCUACCCCUUCUUCCCUCUGAGAUCACUUCCCAAGGUAACCCAUUGUAUCUUACAUCCCACCAUUAGGGUAUAAAUUCUGAGGGCAAAAUCUCACUAUUCCUGUGAUUUGCUCUCAACACAUUCCCAGCACCUAUGAUGCUCAAUAAAUGCAUAAACUGUUAUUAUCCUUUGAGACUAGUUCCAGCUCAUAAUGACUCAGAUAAAGUAAAUUUGAAUAUUUUACUCCACUUAUACCAAAUUUACCUGUCAUCACAAAGUCUGCUUUUUAUUUUUGGGUUUUUUAAGUUUGUUUAUUUGAGAGAGUGCGCGUGCAAGGGAGGGGCAGAGAAAGAAUGAGACAGAAUCUCUAGCAAGCUCCACGCUGUCAGCACAGAGCCAGAAGUGGAGCUCACACUCACGAACCGUGAGAUCAUGACCUGAGCCAAAAUCAAGAAUCAGACGCUUCACUGACAGUCACACAGGUGACCCGACAAAGUCUGCUUUUUAAAUUUCUUUUUGGCUGCAGUCACUACAUGGGGGUAUAUCAUCUUUAAAAUAAGUAUUUCAAUUUAAAAUGACCACAAAAGAACAUCAGCGGGAAUACACAAGAAUGAAAAACAAUCACUAAGACUUUUCUCUGACAAAACAAUUUGGAUUGUUAUGCACCAAAUCUGAUCCCUGAAAACCUGACAUUCAUAUUUCUUUUUACCACACUACUCUGAUACACAAUAAUGCCACAUUGCAAAAUGAGUUUGAUCCAAGUCCCCAGCAUGGUGUCUCACACGUUUUAAGUACUCAAAAAAUAUCCACUGAAUGAAGAAUAGGAUAUAGGUGAAAAGUACAUGUCCAUUCCUGUUUUAAGGGCAACCCUAGCUGAAUUCAUAAUUACCUGAGUGACAUGUCAAAAUCUAAAUCUAGUGGCUUUUAAAUUCAGCUGCACAUCAGAAUCACCCAAGCAUUUAAGAAACUACAGGAGGGAGUCAAGGAAGAUAGCAGAUUAGGAAAGAUCCUGAGCUCACCUCCCAGGGACACACCAAGGCAACAAGCAUAUGUACCACAACUCUCUGUGAAAACAACCUGAAGACUGGCAGAACAGGUCUUCCACCGAUAGACCUAAAGGGUAGGAGGAGGGGUGCUUGCCUGGCUCAGUCAGUUAAGUGUCUGACUCUUGAUUUGCGCUCAGGUCAAGAUCUCACAGUUCCUAAGUUCAAGCCCCGUGUCGGGCUCCACAUUGACAGUAUGGAGCCUGCUUGGGAUUCUCACUCUCCUCUCUCUGUCCCUCCCCUGCUCGCAUACACACACACACUCUCAGAAUAAAUCAAUAAGAAUUAAAGAAAAAAGGGGAAGAGGGGGAGAGACACAGUCAGUAGCCACACCCCUGGUAUGACUACCCACUAAAUAGUAGAGACAUCUUAGGCACAAAGGAGCAGGGGUCCCAGGCCCUAAAUUGGGCACCCCCCACCCUGGGGAUCCACACUGUAAAGGCAGGUUCCUCUUUGAAAAUCAGCAGGGCUGAAUUCUGGGAGCUUUUAAAAACCAAUGGGGCUUAACUUGGGGAGAGCCAGAGAGCUAUACGAAAUGGAGUCUCUGCCCUUAAAUGGCCAGCACACUGAAUGACGACCUAAGACACUGCACAAUUCAGUGGUCUGGAAAAUGCCUGGGAUACAGCUAACGAUUUAGUGACUGACUUUAGGAUAUGUGCCAGAGGGGCAGGGAUCUGCAGAAUUCGUUUGUUCUCCAGGAACAGAAGUGUUUGCUGGUGUUUUCCUUGCCUUCCCCAGCCCUAGACAGCCAGAGGCUUUCAGGAGUCAGUUCUGACACUCUCCGUCUACCUUGCCAUCACCAUGUACCCUGCCCCUACGUUCUCCUGAGGAACCUAUCCAUCCAACCCAUCUGCCCCACACACACCUGCACUGCCACAUCCAGCAGUGUGUUGUUCACUUACAUAACUAGUAAAAAUUGGCCAAGGGGUACACAAAAUAAAAACAUGUGAAAUAGGACAUCAUGUACAUAAAACACGGAAGAGGCAGUAAAAAUUUAGCGCCGUUGUGUGUCUGAACUGACCAUCAACUCAGUAUAGACUGCUAAACACAUGGGAUGUUACAUGAGAACCCCCUGGGGUAACCACAAAUCAAAAACCUAUAAUAAAUACACAAAAAAUAGAUUGGAAUCCAAGCAUGACACUAAAGAAAGUCAUCAAACCACAUGGGAAAAGAGCAAGAGAAGAAGAAAGAAACAGAACUACAAAAACAACUAGAGAACAAUUAACAAAAUGCCAAGGAGUACAUACCCACCAAUAAUUAAAUGUAAAUAGACUAAAUGCUCCAAUCAAAAGAGUGAAUGAAUGGAUAAAAAAAAAAAACAAAAAAACAAAAAACAAGACCCAUCUAUAUGCUGCCUACAAGAGACUCACUUCAGACCUAAAGACACAUACAGACUGAAGGUGAAGGGAUGAAAAAAUAUUUAUCUUGCAAAUGAAAGUAAAAAGGCUGGGGUAGCAAUACUCAUAUAAGCAGGGAAGGGACCGAGACAGAGGGAGAGAGAGAAUCCCAAGCAAGCUCCACACUCAGUAUGGAGCCCAGUGCGGGGAUCAAUCUCACAACAGUGACAUCAUGAUGUGAGCCAAAAUCAAGAGCUGGAUCCUUAAGUGACAGCCACCCAAGUGCUCCACCAAGCCACCUCAGAUAAAAUAGACUUUAAAGCAAAGACUGUCACAAGAGACAAAAAGGUCAUUACAUAAGGAUAAAGGGAUCACUCUCGUAAGAGGAUAUAACAAUUUUAAGUAUUUAUAUACCUAACAUAAAAACACCUGAAUAUAUAAAGCAAAUACUAACAGACAUAAAGGAAAAAGUUGACUGCAAUACAUAACUGUAGGGGACUUUAACACCCCACCUAGACCAAUGGAUACCUUGCUCACUGAGACAGAAAAUCAGUAAGGAAACAGUGGCUCUGAAUGAUACAUGAGACCAGAUGGACUUAACAGACAUAUACAUAACAUUCCAUUUAAAACUGCAGAAUACAUAUUCCAGUGCACAUGGAACAUUUUCCAGGACAGAGCACAUGACAGGUCACAAAAAAGCUUUCAUAAAUUUAAUAAGACUGAAAUCAUAUCAAGUGAAGUUAUCAAGUGAAAUUAUACCAAGGAUGUAUCACAAAUUAUAUCCAACCAUACGAGACUAGAAAUCAAUUACAAGACAAGUGGAAGAAACACAAACAUGUGGCAGCUAAAUAACAUGUUACUAAACAAGGUAUCAACAAAAAAAAUCAAAGAGAAAAUAUACCUGGAGGCAAAUGAAAAUGGAAACAUGGCAAUCCAAAAUCUUUGGGACACAGAAAAAGCAGUUCUAAGAGGGAAGUUUAUAGCAAUAUAGGUCUACCUCAAGAAACAAGGAAAAUCAACAAUUUAACUUUACACAUAAUGGAACUAGAAAAAGGAGAACAAAGCCAAAACUUAGCAGAAGGAAGAAAAUAAUAAAGAUCAGAGAAGAAAUAAAUGAAAUAGAGACAAAAAAAAAAAAAAAAAAGAAAAGUUCAAUGAGACUAAGAGCUGGUUCUUUGAAAAGACAAACCAAACUGAUAAACUUUUAGCCAGACUCAUCAAGAAAAAAAGAAGACUCAACACACCUGUCAGAAUGGCUCACAUUAACAACUCAAGUAACAACAGAUAUUGGCGAGGAUGUGGAGAAAGAGGACCUCUUUUGCAUCAUUGGUGGGAACACAAGCUGGUGCAGCCACUCUGGAAAACAGUAUGGAGGUUCCUCAAAAAAUUAAAAAUAGAACUACCCUAUUACCCAGCAACUGCACUACUAGGUAUUUAUCCAAGGGAUACAGCUAUGCUGUUUCGAAGGGGAUACAGGCACCCCAAUGUUUAUAGCAGCAUUGUUGACAAUAGCCAAAAUACAGAAAGAGCCCAAAUGUCCAUCAAUGGAUGAAUGGAUAAAGAAGAUGUGGUGUAUAUAUACAGUGGAGUAUUACUUGGCCAUCAAAAAGAAUGAAAUCUUGCCAUUUGCAAUUAUGUAGAUGGAACUAGAGGUAUUAUGCUAAGCGAAGUAAGUCAGAGUAAGACAAAGUAUGACUACACUUAUAUAAACAAUCUAAAAAACAAUGAACAAACAACAGAAAAGAGAAACAAACUCAUUAAUAUAGGAUGACUGCCAGAGAGGAGGGGGACAGGGAGACAGGCAAAAUAGGUGACAAGGAUUAAGAGG